AUGGAAAGUUCAAGUCUUGUCAAGGCAGCAGUCACUGUAUCGGCUUUAUCAGCUUGUGCUCUCAUGACUUGUCAUGUGGUUAAGUUGGUUCAGUCAUUCGAAACAACAAGAGACAUUCGAGAUUACAUUUCUGGUCUUCUGAGAUCUUAUUUAUCUCAUAUGACUAUAUUUAUAUGCAGAUUAUCUAGUCUCCAACGGGACAUGGUUUUUGAAGAUGUCUGGUGGAGACCAAAAAAGUCGAGGACAUUUCGCAUCGCCUGUGAAGACAACGAAACCAACUAUACUUUGGUUCCAGCUAACGACAGCAAAAGGAACUAUACUGUGGUUCCAGCUAUCGAUGAGGUAUUCACCGAUACUUUCCAAGGAGUCGAGAUCCGAUGGAUUCUCCGCAACCGCCAAAUUUAUAGUAACAGUGGACCCAUCCUACUCACUUACUAUGAUCUUACCUUCCCCAAAAAAGCCGAGGACUUGUCUCCCAAAGUAGCUGCUUCUAACAGGGAAAGGAUGAAGACACCACGCAAGCUUUUUCUCGAUGUAACAGGGACAUGGAGAUCUGUUACUCUCAAAUGUCCCUCAUAUAUUCAUACCCUUGCACUAGAUCCUCAAGUUAGGAGGGACAUCACAGAUGACUUGCCUCGAGCGAUGGUGCCUACCACGUCUUGCAACAACCCCUGCAAAACUUAUAAGAGAGGUUAUCUGGUGUAUGGUCCAACUAGGACAAGGAAAACAAGUGUAAUUGCUGCCAUGGGAGAGUAUCUUAAACUUGAUGUCUAUAAUCUAGACCUGACUCAACUUAGCCGCAAUUCUCAGCUUUAG
Messenger RNA from Arabis nemorensis, 816 nucleotides. The record is from the annotation of a GenBank genome assembly. NCBI's taxonomy places the organism in Eukaryota, Viridiplantae, Streptophyta, Magnoliopsida, Brassicales, Brassicaceae.